This is a messenger RNA of Ylistrum balloti, 3382 nucleotides long. RefSeq lists its product as uncharacterized. The record is from RefSeq and is a predicted model, not a curated record. NCBI's taxonomy places the organism in Eukaryota, Metazoa, Mollusca, Bivalvia, Pectinida, Pectinidae. The transcript has 9 exons. The annotation marks the transcript as partial.
AAUGACAGUAAAGAUGCAAAAGAAAAAUUUCAAGAAAUCAGCUAUGCAUAUAAAUAUCUAACAGAAGGACCAAGUUCCAUUGGAGGAGAUUACAGUGGAACAGAAGGGGAAGGUAUCCCGUUUGACAUUCUGGUGAGGCUGUUCCCUUGGCUUGUGCAGGAUAUGGGGGUAAGCUCACCUUUCAUGUUUGGAGGUCCAUUUGGCAGUUCUGGCAUCUUUGGAGGAAACCCGUUUGGUUUCCAGAGGACAUCAUUCUUUAUGGGGUUUGAUGAUGGCCUCUCAUUUCUCAUAGAUGACGACAGUGACGACUUCUUUGGAAUACCGUCAGGAUUUUCUCAGAGAUCGCAUAUACGACCUAAUUGUAAUCACAGACAUUCAGCCACUCGUCAAAAUAGAAACAAUUCUAGAAAUUUUAGUAGUGGCUUUUAUUCACAUUCAGGACAAAAUUUGUCUUCAGCACAAGCAUAUGGUGGGACAAAUCCAACGAAAGCAUCAAACAGAAAAUGCACAAGUGCGAGGAUCAAUGAGGAAGUGUAUGAAACUCAGCUGCCACCUAAAACAGGGGAACCAGAGAACAGUAAAAAGAAGAAGAAGAAAAAGAAAAAGAAAUCUGCCAAUCAGAAAGAAGAACCUUCAGUUGAAACAGAUAGUGCCAUGGAAACGCCCCUAAUAUACCAAUCUGAGCCCCCUGAGAAGGAAAGUGUUGAUGUGAAAGAAACUCAAGCCAGUCCCUCACCACUGGUGGAGCCAAAACAAGAGGUUCCCCAAAGACUUAAUAAAAAAGCCAGAAGAAAGUUAUUGAGAGAACAACAGAGGAAAGAAAAGAGCAACACUUUUACAUCUGAUCCAAUUAUUAAUAACCUGGUAAACAAGGAGCAACAGCGCCCCCUGGUGGAAGAUCUUGGUGAUACAGAUGGUAAUGAAGAUGUGAUAAGUGAGGAAAGUGACAGUGAUGAAGACAAUAAAGAUGACACAGAAUCAUUGGCAUCUGUUUACAACAACGAUCCUGACAUCAUCAUUGAGGAUACUCAGAACUUAUUUGAGAGGAAAUCAAGAAGGAUGAGAAAAAAUGAGAAGAAGAAACAGAGAUCUGAAGAAGAUGGGGACCAGUCAAGAAGAAAUGCCCAGAAUGAAAAUUACAAUGACCUGCUUCCGAAAUCUGCACAGGAGGAGGAGGAGAUGAUUCGUCUGGCUAUGGAGAUGAGUAAACUGGAGAGCAGAGAUGAAGCCAAAAACACCAACAAACACCAAUCAACAGAAACCAAACCAGGGAGAGGGAAACAUGGUGUUCCUGUUAUCAACAGUGUCACGAGUGAUAGAAAUCUAAAUUUAUCUGAAGACUGUGCAAAUGAAAAACUAGCAACAAGGGAGACAACCUUAGUGCCAAAUGAUAAAAAUGAGGACCGAAAUCAUUCUCAAAAGGACAUAACUGGGCCUGGAGAUGUAUCUGGUUUACAGAGUAGAGAUAAACGAUGUCCUGAGAGUAAGUCAGGAGGUUGGUAUGACAGUAUAGGCUCUAUGCCAUUACAGAGUUCUAGUGACACAGACUUCACAAAGACUUAUUACAAAGAAAUAAGCCCCCCUGCUGGGGAGAGACUCUUUUCACUUGGCCUGGAUAAUCAGAAUAAACAGCAGCCCUCUCAAUACUCAUCUAUUGACUCAGACUCAGGGUCAGGACAGGGUGCAUCAGAAUUUUUUGACAAUUCUCAAUUCUUCAGAUCUACUGAAACUCCAAACACAUGGAAAGAAGCUCCACCAAAAAGCACAAACUCACAAUUCUAUGAAAAGACACCAUGGGAACCUGUGGUUAAAAACCAGUCAAUGGAUAAAUGUGUUUCUCCAACGCCUUCUCAAAUGGCUCAAGGGAAUAAGCACAAUUCUUAUCAAAAUACAUAUGGAUUUGAUAUGGGAGAAGUGUCUAAGUCAGCAUAUCCUCCGCGAGAUCGUCAUGGUUCUGAUUACCCCACAGGGGUGUAUAGAGAGCCAGAAAACAAGCCACAUAGUGAUCCUUUCACCAUAAAUCUGCCCACAAAACCAAGUCCUAUUCAACCACCGAUUAUAGACUCAAAACAUCAGGAACAGAGAAAGUCUGCAGAACAUCCAUUCCUGUUCCAGGCAAGAUCUGGAGAAACUAUCCCAGAUCCUUAUGGUACAAAUCGAGUAACCAAGUCAUUCCAUACUGGUCCUAGUGUGCAGGAGCAAAAAGGACAAAGUACAAGCAACUUUAUGUUCCAUCCAGAGACUAAGAAUGAUCAGGAACAAUUCAGUUUUUACAGGGAUCCAAAAGUCUCUCCUAGAACUACCAAAGGCUUCGUGGAAACACCAUUGGACUUUUAUGGUAGCUCUUUGUAUGCUACAAAAUCUGCCAAGGAAUUAAACAGUGAGAUGGAUGCAAUGAGUUUUUAUAGGGAUAAGAUAUUCCAAAAAGAUUCUAGUGGAAUAUUCAGUCAAGAUCAGCCUAGGCCUAGUGUUUAUGGCUCUGAGUUUAUCCCAAACAAAAAUAUACGCAAUCAAAACAACGCAAACACUACUUCUAAUAAUGCUGAUCAAAGAAAGAUGUUUGAGAGCUCCCUUGGGAAUCCAAAUGGUUACUUAGGCAACAUGACCCCAAGUGGUGGACUGUUUGGGGCACCUCAAAGGGUUCUUCCAAUCAACACAGAGCAGAGCAGACUAUUUGCAGGUGCUUAUGGAUCAAAUACCAAUAUUCAGCAACAUACACCUUUUAAUACAAGCACAAGUCAGAUAUAUGGAAGGCCUCAAGUUAACCCUCACAGUGUCCCAACUGCUCCGCCUCAAAGUGAUCUUUAUAAUGGCCAUGGUCAUGUGACUGGCGGGUUACCAAGUGACACGGGUAAGUUGUAUGGUAGCCAGAUUCGAUCUCAGGGAAACCCUGUUGGGAGGCCUAACCCCAUACAAGGCCACAUGUAUGGAAGUAUGUAUUCAAAAAACAUUAAUGGUAGAACACCUGGUGUUACAUCUAACCAAAACAAUGACCCACCAGCUGCACAACAUCAGCCAUAUAGUGACCAAUAUGGUUACCACAUCAACAAUGCCAAACAAAUACCUACCAAUCAAGGACAUCAUCCAAAUAAAAAGGGGUCAAAUGUCAAAUCAACUCGGCAUGUGGAUGAUAUGGACGAUAUAGAUGAUGUAAAUCUCAACCUCAGUGGAAGAUCAGAGUUCAGAGGUCAAAGUCAGACAGGUAUGAACUCUGACCUCUCUGGAGUACUAGGAGGCAGAAGUCUGUACAUUCCUGCAGGAAUACAAGUAGACAUGUAUAAAGGUGCAUAUCAGGAAAAGUGAUUGUGCAGCAGUACAUUAAAAAUAAGGGGAAAGGACAUACUAAUUGGUAAGAUAACAAUUUGUACACUUGGUAGGGAAG